GGGAAUAGACGAAAGCUGACCAUCCCCCUGUAACAUUGGAUUACAGAAACCAGGGUGUGAACAUGAACGGUACAGAUGGUAUGCGGAGAGAUCAACAAGUCGCGAGGGGUAACACGCUGCAAGGCGGUGUUCGAUGAGUCUAGCUCUGGUCCGAUAGGCAUGGUAGAACGGAGCGGGAGCUCAUCUGUUUGUAAUGCCGCAAUGUAACCCGGGGCGGGCUUGGCAUACAUGUGAUGGUUGAAUCGUCCUCAAGUUCAGUACAUCGCCCUCGUUUCCGCCCGGAAGUUGUUGGGCGCCCGUCUUCUCUCUGCUUGCCAUCCAUCCAGCAUCCUCUGCUGCCGACGACAAGAAGAUCAUGGCGUCGGCCUUUCGAGAAGACACCUCACAUUAUGAGCCCAGCAGCCCUACCACCUCUAUACAUGGCGGUAGGGGUGAGGGCGGUGAAGGGACUACGAAUGCUCCGGAGAGGCAGAGUGACGAGACCUCUUCGGCCGAUCAUGUUACGGAAAAGACACCAGUCGCCGCGCCUCUUACGAAGAAGCAGAAAUUCAAACGCCAUUGUGGGCGAUUCUGGUGGUGGUAUCUUAUAGGACUGACCAUUUUACUCGCUAUACUCCUACCAAUACUGUUUCUAGUGAUCAUUCCAGCUAUAGUACAGCGCAUAUUGGAUAACCAGACGAUGCCCGUAACUGGGGGUGCAUUCGUAGCUAUAACACCAGAGAAACUCAAUAUAUCUAUCACGACGUCGCUCGACACGCCUCUGCCAGCAGAUAUAGAUCCAGUAACUCUAUUCAUGUAUAAUCAUGAGACACCCGCGUUUUCACCUUUCGCCAACAUCACUCUACCACCACUUCACAUAGACGGGGAAACAGAAAUAGUUCUUACCGACCAGACAGUCACAAUAACCAACGAGACUGAGCUUAUUACGUGGUUCGGGAACGUCUUUGACCAGCCGAAGGUCGCUUUAUCCACUCGUGGUGAUUCUAAGAUCCACUUAGGGGCGCUUCAUUCAAAUGGGCAUAUAGAUAAGACCGUUGAGGUAGACUCCUUGAACAAGCUUAGCGGAUUCGCGAUCGAACAUAUGCAGCUUCUCUAUCCAGCUCUAGAUAAUGGGACUAAUAUCCAGGGUACUCUCAACCUACCAAACUGGGGCGCGCUCACUCUCGGCAUCGGUAACCUGUCACUUAAUUUAAUGGCGGGUGACCUCCGAAUUGGUCUAAUCACCAUUUACGAGGUACUGCUCCCUCCGGGGAAUAACUCGAGGUACUUCAACGGCGAGCUAUACCUAGACGUUCUCAUACAGAACAUCGGGACGAUACUUUCCACCCAGUCAGACGCGCUGAACGAUGGGAACAUACAAAUUGACGCGGUAGGGAACGCGACUGUUGUCAAUGGUCAGCACAUCAGGUUCAUCGAGGCAGUCCUCAAUCAUAGGCGCGUGACGUCCACCAUACCGGUUACGAAGUUAAUGGGCGACCUCGUUAGCAGCUUCACCAAUGGUAGUCAAGUCAACAUACCCGGCCUACUAGACGAUGUAUUUGGUAACUCAACACUUAUUCAAGAAGUCUUGAGCCACUGGAACACGACGGAUAACGAUAAAGGGGCGAAGCUGAAGAGAUCCUUGCCUUCUGUCAAACGAGGGGUGUUUGGGUCAAGCGCAUUAACGUUACUCAAGCUGGGUAUGAAGAUGAGGAUGGGCAAGUACUGAGAUGGAAUUCUAAUAGGUCUAGCUCUGCGUGCUAGGUACUCU
Molecule: messenger RNA, 1750 nt
Organism: Daldinia loculata
Lineage: Eukaryota; Fungi; Ascomycota; Sordariomycetes; Xylariales; Hypoxylaceae
Exons: 2
Coding region: 356-1708 (450 amino acids)
Cellular component (GO): fungal-type vacuole membrane
Source: RefSeq, a predicted model, not a curated record